UUUCCCUCUCAUCGACUUAGCUACACGAAUGGCCGACCCUGCUGGUUCAAACCAAGCCAACGCGCCCAACUCGUCAACGGGCGCGGGCCCGUCGUCCAAGGCUAUCCCUAGCCUGGCCAAAAAGCAGGGCGAUGUCACCAGGCUCGGUACCCAGAAGAUGAAGUUCGUGCCGACCCUACCUGCGCGUCGCAAGAAGGAAGGCGAUGUAAUACAGGAGUCAGAAGCGCCCAAAACAACCUCGGCCCACUCCGAGCGAGGCCGAGGACGGGGUCGAGGGCGCGACGGCGACGCAGGGCGCGGACGCGGCGCGGCCCCGCGCCCCGCCGUCGAGAUGACCGCCUCCGGGCCGUUCGCGAUGGGCCCUGCGAUGUCGGGCUCCUCCGCGCGACGCUCCGCCCCACGCUCCAACUUUGCCCCCAUCGUCCCCCUUCCCGGCGGACCCAGUGCUGGCGCGGCCACAGGCGCGGGACUGACGGGCAGCGCAGGCCCGUCGCUCGUGAAGCAGGAGUCGGCGGGCGAUGCGCCGAAGGUAGAGAGCGGGAGAGAGAAGCCGAGCUCGCAGGACGAGGAGGUGGAGGUAUAUUCGGAUCCGGAUGAGGGAGUGGAGAUCGUGGAUAUGAACGAUGUGCGGAGGAUGGAUUGGAUGGCGCCGGAGAGUUUAGCGAAAGAGAAGGCCAGGAGCAAGAAAAAGAAGAAGUCGAACGUUGUUAAGAAGGAGGAGCAUGACGCUGUGAAGAUUCCAGGUGUUCCGCGUUCACCGUCUGCAUCGGCAGAGCCCGAAGCAGAGCCCGAAGGCGUCAACCUUGCGAACGCCGUUGACCUCUCAGAAUCAGAAGACGAAGAAGAGCUUGAGGACCUUAUCGACGACUUUGCGCUUCACGCGGAGAUAAUGGACGACGAUACCGGAAUCCGCCAAGAACGACUCUACUUCUUCCAAUUUCCCGCGCCCUUCCCCACUUUCCUCCCGAAGCCCUCAAAACCGGCAGCUAAACCCGAAGACGCCAUGGACGUCGAUGCGGAACCUUCACCUCCUCCCGCAAAAGACAAAGGAAAGGGGAAAGCGGUUUCCUUCGCGGAAGACACCAAACCACCGGCGUCGACUCCCAGCACCUCGACCAAGUCCACGCCAGAGCCCUCGCAGGACAAAAAACCCGAACAGCAAAGGGUCAUCACCGACGGCGUCAUCGGCCAGCUUGAGGUGCACCGAAGCGGUGCGGUGAAGAUGCGUCUCGGCUCGGGCGUCGUGCUUGACGUGAUCGCGGCGACGCAGCCGUCCUUCCUGCAGCACGCGGUGCAUCUCGACGUUGCGAAGAAACGAGUGUGCGUGCUCGGCGAGGUGAACAAGCGAUACGUCGUCUCGCCGGACGUCGAUUUGCUGUUGCAAGACAUGGAGAAGAAGGAGCAAGGGCUGGAUGAGGAAUUGGAGCCAGGACUAGAAGGGCUGAUCAAGAUGGACGCGAGUUAACGCAAUGUAUGUUGGCCGGGGAACAGGAAAUUCGUUACAGCGCGGCCUGUUCCGCACCCGUCCGCAGGUCAACCUGGCCAGCGACGCGACAAUCAAGUAUCCUGCGUCGCUGAUCUUCGACCAUACCCUGUUAACUCACAGGGCCUACGCUCGCUUGACUCCCAUGCGUUAAACGACAUCAUAGUGUCAAUCAUUUGUUUGCAUCAGCAUCGACACAACCAAUGACUUGGCGCACACACCUCUUAGCCACCUAACUAUAUCUACAAAACUCGGUGAUGAGGGCGUCCACACGCG
This is a messenger RNA of Punctularia strigosozonata HHB-11173 SS5, 1759 nucleotides long. RefSeq lists its product as uncharacterized. The record is from RefSeq and is a predicted model, not a curated record. Gene Ontology annotation, molecular function: DNA binding. The transcript has 5 exons. Lineage: Eukaryota; Fungi; Basidiomycota; Agaricomycetes; Corticiales; Punctulariaceae. Gene Ontology annotation, cellular component: RNA polymerase III complex. Bases 29 to 1465 code for a protein of 478 amino acids. Gene Ontology annotation, biological process: transcription by RNA polymerase III.